GUCGUCGGGGAACCGACUUUAUGACGACUCUCUGCUUCUCUGACAUUUAUUGGGAAAGUCGUUCCAAAUACCUCACUUGUGUUGGUCCACGCUCGUCCGUCCUUCCGAGUGCCCGUGUGCAGCCAAUUUGCACGCACAGCGCCCUGGCCCUCCCCUCCCCGCCCCGCCCCGCCCCGCCCUGCCUCACAAUUGUUGUCAAUUAGCAGCGGUGGCUUUUGUUUUUUCCGUUCCCUCCCUGCCUCCCGCGGGUUUAAUUGAUGCCGAGGCCGCCGAGUCCCACGCGGCCCGGCGACGCUCUCGGGGGCGAUGGCGAAAAGGGGCGGCCCCUUUUGUCCAACCCUGCCCGGCCGCUUAACACGUCAAAGUCAUGCCGAGCGCGGCCGGGAACUGCAGCGCCUGUGGCGGCACGCGAGCCGCCUUUCUGGCGGCCAACUGCUUGAUCCUGGCCAGCACGGCGACGGCAGGGCUGGCGGCCAACGCCUGGGUGAUCCUGGCCGUGUGCAAGCGCAAGAGCCUGCGCACGUGGACCAACGCCCUGGUGCUCAACCUUGCGGCCGCCGACGUCCUGCGACGCGUCUGCGACUGUCCGGCGCUCCUGGCCGUCCUGCUGCUCCGGGACGCCGGCCGCGGGCUGUGCGAUGUCCAGGUGGCCUCCUUCUCCUUCGGCUGCUGCGCGCAGCUCUCCACGUUGGCCUGCAUCGGGGCCGAGCGGUACCGGGCCGUGGCGCGACCCUUCGAAGUGGGCGAGAGACGGCGGCAGAUCCGGGCGUCGGUGCCGCUGACGUGGCUGUCGGCCGCCCUGGUGGCCUGCUUGUGCCUGACCUACGCUAAGGACUCGCCCGUGCACGCCAGGUGCGACGGUUCGCCGCCGUCGUCCUACGACACCUUUGGGAUUUACGCCCUGUUCCCAAUGUGGGCGGCCUGCUUCGGCGUCAUCGUCUGCUUCUACGCCCGUAUCUUGGUCCUCGUCCGCGCGCACAAUCGCAGGAUAUUCGACAAGGGCGUCUUCCCCGUCUGCCAGAAUGACAAAGCGGGAGAGGCCGGACGCGAGGAGCCGCGCCGAGCUGAGGCCGAUCCGGCGCCGACAAGGUGCGUCAGGAAAGGAGAGCGGGUCGAGCGCCGACGAUCCCGGAGCUCCAUCCGGCCGGAAAGAGGGGGCCGCGGCGGAGCCGUUUCACGGAGACCAGGCGCCCGCCGAAAAGAGCCCGACCCAAGAGCCGGCGACGAGCCUUCACGUAGUGGCGGCCAACAUACAAGGCGCCGUCUGCAUGAUGCCGCCCACCGCCAGCAGGGAGAGAAACGUCAAGAGGAAGGAGAGCAAGAUGGCCAUACGGGCAGGUUACAUCAUCCUCACCUUCACAUCCUCUUCUGGACGCCGCUCGUCACCACCGUACUCAUCAACUGCAUGCGACACGGCAACAGGAACACACAGGAUGCCACCAAGCAGGAAGUGGAGAUCCUGUGCGUGUCCAUCGCCUGCAUGACAUCACUGAGCAACCCGAUAACCUACGCCGCGGUCAACCCUCACUUCCGCACCGAGUUCUAUCGGCUGAAAAGCAAGAUGACGUCCUGGUCUGUGGCGGCGGGCGCUGGAUUCUAA
This is a messenger RNA of Syngnathus acus (greater pipefish), 1600 nucleotides long. RefSeq lists its product as uncharacterized. Gene Ontology annotation, molecular function: G protein-coupled receptor activity. NCBI's taxonomy places the organism in Eukaryota, Metazoa, Chordata, Actinopteri, Syngnathiformes, Syngnathidae. Gene Ontology annotation, cellular component: membrane. The record is from RefSeq and is a predicted model, not a curated record. Gene Ontology annotation, biological process: G protein-coupled receptor signaling pathway.